Auanema sp. JU1783 is the source of this 828-nucleotide messenger RNA. The record is from the annotation of a GenBank genome assembly. Lineage: Eukaryota; Metazoa; Nematoda; Chromadorea; Rhabditida; Rhabditidae.
AUGUCAGCCAAAUUUUUGGUUGUAGAAUGUGACGAUAAUGAAAAUGCCGUGAGAUUAGUUCGAUUGAUGUUAGAAAACGGUUUUUCUCGUAUGAUGUUGUUGGAUGAUCUCUCUAAACAUCCAUCAUUGAUAGCUGCUUCGAACGGAGUUCAGUCUGAGCAACUUACAAAAACUGAUAUUGCUGUCAAUUCUUUGGCAAAUUUUGCAUCGAAUGAAGCAGAAGAAACUAAAUACGGAAUUUCGUCUCCAACUACCUCAAGCUCCAGAUCCGAUACUGAAACGAAUUUGAGAAUCUUAAAUAUGUUUGAAAGUUAUAAAGAAGAUGAUUUACGUAUCAUGAAAUCUGAGAAUGAUUUGGAGGAUGAUAACAACGUUGAAUGCUUAGCAGAGAAUGAAGAAGGUUCAUCAACGUUAUUCGACAUAUCGGAAGGUUUGGACCUUCUGGCACAAGCCGCCAAGCAAAGUUUAACAGUUGCAUCUCAAAGAUCUCCCCAACGAAGGAAAAUUAGUGGAAUUCAGGAUCCGGACAAAUAUUAUCAUAAAUGUCGAUUAUGUGGCACUAAAGUGAAAGCACCUCGUGGAGGGCGCUGGAAUCUGCAGAUGCAUGUGAUGGCAAUGCAUUCCAAUAAACGAUCUUUACAAUGUCCAGAAUGUAAUUAUACGGAUUACCGAAAACCUGGCAUAAGAAAGCACACUCUGGUCUCACAUGGUUCAGAUUUGCCUCCAAUUGAUAUUACAACUGAUGAUAAAAGAAAAGAAUGGGAUAACGUUAUGGCUCAAUGCUUUCCUGAGUUUUCGCAUCGUACGGGGUUCUUAGAAAAAAUCUAA